AUGUCACGCUCAAGUAUCGGUUGGGCUGAAGCCAAGGAUCAGUGCAUCUCAGUUUCUAACGCAGACUCGUCGGCAGCACAAAGGAUUUGUGGCAAAGAAGGGGACAACAUGUUCACCGGAGGUGUCGGCAAAGACGUCACUAUCGAGUUUUUUGGUCCAACAGAAGAUAAACUAAUGCCGAAUUUCAAAGUGUAUUAUCAACUCAAGGAUGAGAAUACGGAUACAGUGAAUCCUGCUGAAUGUAAUGUGAUUCCGGGGCCACCAACAAACCAGGAUCAAUCAUUCACGGUAGCUAAAUCCGGAGACACCAUUCCAGCUGACCUGACCUGUACCUGGAACAUUGCAACGAGUGGUGGGAAAAAUAUACGCGUCGGCUUGAAUGUGGACGGAACGAAAACGGAGAAGCAGUGUGUCGCGGUUGCCAAUGCAGACAAAACCGGAGCAACGGUAAUCUGUGGUAAAGAGCAAAACAACGCAUUCACUUCCGGUGGACAAGGCGUUGUGAUCGUUUAUCCUGGCUCCAGGACAGCAAACACCCAACAGUCUAACUUCAAAAUACAUUACCAAUUCGAUGUCGCCACGAAGUCCGUGUUGUCCACAAUGAUUUUCGUUGAAUGUAUGUUGUUUGCCAUGUACGGUCAGGAUUGAUCAAAUGCCAACACUGCGCAUGAUGGUCCAAAUGAAACGUGGAUUCCAUCGAAGAAAAUACUACAGUAA
This is a messenger RNA of Echinostoma caproni, 717 nucleotides long. The record is from the annotation of a GenBank genome assembly. Lineage: Eukaryota; Metazoa; Platyhelminthes; Trematoda; Plagiorchiida; Echinostomatidae.